CCCACCAAGCCGGACAUGAAACGCUCCAAGCUCAAACCCCUUCGCUCCGGUCUCAAGGACCUCCUGCUUGAAUACUGUUCCGGUAGUUCUAUCCAUGGAGUUCAGUACAUGGGAAGUCAGAAUCGUUCCUGGUGCGAACGAUUCUGGUGGAUGGUAGUGUUCGGAAUGUCCGUUGGGAGUUGUGCCUUCUUGAUUCACCAGACGUACGACAAGUGGGACCAAACUCCGGUGAUUGUGAGCUUUGCGGAGAAAUCGACUCCGGUGUGGCAGAUUCCCUUUCCGGCGGUUACCAUUUGUCCCCAGACGAAGGUUGACAUAAUUCUGUUCAAUUUUACGAAGGAGUUUGAAGAGUUUAAGCAGCUGUCGUUGGAGGAUCGACUUUCGCAUAAUAGGUCGGAGGAAAUCCUUGCAAUGAUGCAACUUUGUGAACGAAACUUUUUUCAAGUAUUCCUGACUCGGUCGAAUUUUCCAAACACAACAACGUCACUGAAUUACGGAGGUAUCAUACAAAACAUGUCAUUGAGCAUUUUUGAUUUUUUGGUGGAAUGUCGGUUGGUCGGUGAAAUCGUGCCCUGUCAUGAACUUUUCACAGAAACAAUGACCGAAGACGGAAUCUGUGCAACUUUCAAUGGAAUAUCGGCUAAUGAUUUGCUACGAACUGAAGUUCUUCAAUCGGAGGUGUCCUACAUCUCUGCAACUAAGCCUUCUCCACAUUGGACACAAGAUAGCGGGUACUCUACACAAGCUAAUCUUUCUGCCAAUCCGUAUCGAACGCUUGGAUCUGGAGCCGGAGCAGGUCUAUUUCUGCUCCUAAGAACCAUAGACGCAGAUAUUGACUACCUCUGUCGAGGACCCGUCCAGGGGUUCAAAGUUCUAUUCCACUCCCCAGCGGACUACCCCCAGAUCUCGAAGAAGUUCUUCCACAUCCCGAUGGAUGCAGCCGUCAACAUGGCCAUCAAACCGCAAAUGAUCACCACGAACACCCGCCUUCGAGCUUACACCCCCGAACUCCGCCACUGCUUCUUCAACCACGAACGCUACCUGCAGUUCUUCCGCGUGUACUCCCAGGACAACUGCGAGCUGGAAUGCCUCACCAACUACACCCUGCACCAUUGUGGAUGCGUCAAGUUCUCAAUGCCCCGCACAAACCAGACCCGGACGUGCGAUCCGGCCGAGAUCGACUGCAUGUUUGAGGCCGAAACUCUGCUGCUGGAGAUGGACCUGACGCAGCACCGGGAGAACUCGGCUGAAGGGAACUUCCGGGCACGCUGCAACUGCUUGCCCGGCUGUACCUCGAUACAGUACGACGCGGAGAUAACGCAAACCGACUUUGAGUGGAUGAACUGGGUGCGGUCGAUGAAGGGGAAGGCGGAGAAGAUUGAGAGCAUGCAACUCUCCUACCUCGGGAUCUACUACAAGGAGCCCCAGUUUAUGACCUCCAAGCGAAGCGAGCUGUACGGAAUGACGGACUUUUUGGCCAACUGUGGUGGCAUCAUGGGACUUUGUAUGGGCAUCAGUCUGCUCAGUUUGGUGGAGUUGGUGUACUUUUGCUCGGUACGACCGGCCAUGCUGUAUCGUGGAAACAGGAAGCGCAAGAGCAAGUCCAGGAAGCAGAAGAUGGAAGAGUGUGCGGAGGUUUGCUUGCAGGAGGUGGUGGUGAAGAGUGAUUGAAGCUCUACUUAAGAGUUUGAAAUUGAGCCACUAACUGAUCUAGUUUGAACAGCUUAGUCAUUGAACUUUCGUUUAUCAGCAAUUGAAAGGAACAUAGUUUGUGGUGUCAAAAGAUUGUGAUUUGUUUGCGUAGCGGUCUAUCUUUACAAAUAAAUAUCUCAAUGUUUGUUGAUAGCAGUGCAGCACAACUUAUUUAUUCCUAGAUAAAGUACAAACAGUAAAACGAUACACUGCAAAAUCAAUCAAGAAGACACCCCUGAUUUCCACAAGCAACAUGUGGAAAAGUCAGUCUAAAUAUUUCGAAAAUUUCAAAAUAUAUUUACCCAGUUAAAGUUUCGUAGUCUUCAAGCCCAAACGAACCCACCACCGCCCCUGCUGAAUAUUCAACAGGUCUGAUUAGCCCACGUGUCACACUUUCCAUUGUGACGUGACGCGUCCUCAUCGUGCCAACCCAAGUAGGCGAACCCGGUAAUUGUCACGUGACACGCCAUUUCCCACGAGGAUAAUGUUGUCCACUUCCUGAGGUGUACUCCAAGCUGGUACAUAACGCAUGUCUGGGUCAGUAAAUGGCGAUUGCAUCACCACUACCUUGUCAGCAAAUGGGGGGCACGUUCACGGAGUGCUUCCCUGCAAGUGAGUGUGA
Molecule: messenger RNA, 2314 nt
Organism: Culex pipiens pallens (northern house mosquito)
Lineage: Eukaryota; Metazoa; Arthropoda; Insecta; Diptera; Culicidae
Product: pickpocket protein 28-like
Exons: 3
Coding region: 16-1671 (551 amino acids)
Biological process (GO): sodium ion transmembrane transport
Cellular component (GO): membrane
Molecular function (GO): ligand-gated sodium channel activity
Source: RefSeq, a predicted model, not a curated record